AUGGACCAGAGUGCUAUGGUGAAGGAGUACAGUCGAUCGUCUGCCGAUCAAGAAGAACCUCUUUCACAUGAGCUCAGACCACCAAAAGUUUUGAACAUGACCAUGGAUUAUUUGUUAUGCAAUGUCAUGGAUAGAUUUGCCCUUGUCCAAGAAUUGAAAACUCCAAAAAGAGAAGAACGCCGUAUAGCUUCACCCGAAGAGAUUCGAAACAUUACUUCAAUUAUUUGCAAAGGUAUUUCGGAGGAAAUAAACAAAAAACAGAUUUUACAGGAACAUUUUUCCAAGUUUGGAAAAGUUCGUCGGAUAACCUGUGGUCCACAAAAGAAUUAUGCUGUGAUUUAUUUUUAUGAUCACGAAUCAGCUAAAGCUGCUCGAGAAAAAGGAUCUUUAAUCAAAUCGGGCUACCCACCAUUGGAAAUAUUUUGGAGUGCUGUACAAAAGAGACGAAAUAGUUCUCCGAGAGAUUCUUCUAGUGUUUCUGAGGAGCUUAAAGCUAUGGAAGGAAGUUUACAGGAGCCCAAGUUGUUGGAGAGGCCCAAGAUUAAAACCCAUACCCAAGUAAAACAACAACGAGCACAGAAGGCUGUGAAACGCUCUUCUCAUACUGUUAGAGAACAAGAGGCGGGCAGCGUUAGUUCAGAAGCUCUAUAUAAUGUUUCAGCACUUAUGUCGUCUCCUGCUGUUUCUAGUCAGGAUAAAUACAAGAUUUUAGAUGCCAGGGACAAAAUGAUUAGACUGA
Messenger RNA from Limulus polyphemus (Atlantic horseshoe crab), 739 nucleotides. Its product is annotated as germinal-center associated nuclear protein-like. Gene Ontology annotation, cellular component: cytoplasm; transcription export complex 2; nucleus. Lineage: Eukaryota; Metazoa; Arthropoda; Merostomata; Xiphosura; Limulidae. The annotation marks the transcript as partial. Gene Ontology annotation, biological process: mRNA export from nucleus. The record is from RefSeq and is a predicted model, not a curated record. The transcript is spliced from 6 exons. Gene Ontology annotation, molecular function: RNA binding.